AUGCAUGAAUGUAUGCAGCAGCUCUUGCAACCACAACAACAACAACUACAGCAUGUUGAUUCAAUACGAUCCUAUCUGAAUGACCUUGUUGUUGGUGUGGUCCAAAGUCAGCAGCAGCAACAACAGAAUACCAACACCAAAGAUAUAAAGAAUGGUCUCAAUUCAAUAAUACAGAGAUACAUCGACUCUAACGAUCAAACUACUUCAUUCUUGGCAUGGAAACUUGCAAUUCCUUUCAUAUCGACCUACUGUAGAGAGAGGUUAGAGGUGAUCCAGUUCAUGUCAAUGCUCAUCGACAAGACAUUGUCACUGUCAGAGAGCUUCACACAGCGACUCAAAGCUCAACUUGUUGGACGUGCUGCGAAAGUGGUUGCCUCUGCAACCGACAAUGAUAUAGCAGAGUUGGACGAGGAAAUACUACUUACUCUGGAGGUACAGGAGGUGUUUGUCGACCUAUACACCAAUAUGUUCAAUCAUAUUACACGUCUUGAGCCUCUAUCUGCUCAACAGAUUCGUCCACUGUUCUCGAUCGUAUUUACAAUGUUGAAGCAGUCGAAGCAAUAUAAAGAGGUGACCAAACAACUCGCCGAUCAAAAGGUGGUCAUAGAUCUGGGCAACCAACAACGACAUCUCGAUAAACAGUGCGAUGCAAUCCUCAAGAAGAUCGAGUCACUCUAUGUCCUUAUCAGAGAGCAAUCCACUGUUGAAGGCUUCUUUUCACCAAGCUCACCUCUAUCCAGUCUGACACAAUAUUGUUUAGAUCUGUUUAGUGUAUUCGAAGUUGGAAUAGAUACAAGCUUUCCAACACUGUUGAACACAUACAAGUCGAUACAGGCAUUCAUCAGCUCCAAUCCCAAGAUUAGCAAUCAUGUCGAGUACCGCAACACAUUCGAAAAGACUGCCACCGCCGCCUAUCACAACCUUGUCGAGAUGAUUAACAUCACCAAAAAGAAUGGCACUGAACAGACUAGUCCCAAAUAUUUAAAGUUGUUCAAGUUCUACUCGAAUGGUGUCCAAAUCUUCUACCGACUGUUUUCCAACAAGUUCCUGUCGUUGGAUUUCUACGCCAAUCAUAUCAUCGACUCCUACACAUAUCUUGGCACACACAUACCCUCUGGAUCACUCAUCUCUAACCAAAUACAGGAGAUCAUGGAGGAACACAUCUCAUUGUUGCUACAACUGCAAGGCGAGAGCAUAUUCAACAACCUUUUCCAACUACAGCACUACAGUAACAAAUCAGCGAACACUCAAAAUAUACAGCAACAACAACCAGAUCAACUUAAAAGCAGGACAAUUGGAAAGUUGAAAGCUAUUCAAUCAUUGUUCAAUCGUUUACCCAUGGCCAACAUAACUAUUUCCAUUGAUUCACUUCUCUCCCUCCUCAUGCUCAGCAUGGAUCUACUGCCUCAUUGCCCUGGUAUACCAUCACUCUUUGACGAUACGAUCAGGUCCUGCUCCAAACUCAUUGCAAACAAUCCAUCAAUGAUUGGCAACUCUCUCAUUGUUUCAUUGGCUAAGAAUGUAAUCAGCACAUCCAAAGUCAUUCAACGAGCUGCCAGUCAUCUAUGGGAAUUUACCAUUCGCUUUGGCUCAAACACACCUCUCUACAACCUCAGCUACACUUACAUACUACAUUUGGCCCAACUGUACAGCAACAAGGACCUAAACAAUCAUGAUGACUUUUAUGGUUGCUUCUCAAUGCUCCUGCGAUGUUUCCUCAACGAUCACACAAAGCAAAUCGAUAUAUAUAAAGUCCUAGUGCAGGAUGCACUAAUGCCCAAGCAGACACCUCUUUAUGAAUUUCCUUCACUGCCGAUAUUAUUCUUUAAGUCAUUGGUCCACACAUCAAACACCAGCCAGACUAUUCUCAACAGCAUUGAUGAUGUAUGCUACACCUCUAUCCAAUCACUCAAGACCAGUCUCGACACGAAUGACCUUGAAACAAUGAUCAAUACCCUAUACCUAUUUGAAUCUAUCCACGCGGAUCUUAUCUCACUUCAUGCCAAGUCACAGCUGAUUGAUGUAUACAUUCAGACACUCAACAACAUUUCAUCCACCUCCAAAUCAUCUGUUUCAUCCAAUCCGAACAUUGUGGAACUUAUAUUGCUCAAGCUGGCAAGCCUUUCCUCUGCCUUACUACCAAAACAAAUACCAAAUCUGUUGAACUCUGUGUCGACAAUAGAUGAUAUCUCACCAUUGGUAUGCGCCAUCAGUCAACUACUACAUUCACUUCUAUCUCUGAAUGUCGUGGACCAAAUGGAUCAGAUGAGCUUCCAAACCACCAUACGAACUAUUAACAAGAUAAUCACACAUUUGAUCUCAUCGAUUGGCGACAGUUGGCCACUUCGUUAUCAGGUCCAAUCUCUCAUAACAGACUACUCAAAGAAAGUCAAGUCAAAGCCAACACUGCCAAAUGAUCUUUGCAGAGCAUUCGAUAACCAACUGCAUAGUGUCAUUGAACCGAUUGGCAGUAUAGAGUUUACAUUUGAGGAGGAGGACAACAAACAGAUCGAUAUGCUUACCAAACUGGACAGCAAUACUCUCAUGCAGCUCGCAAGGCAACAAUCACAACAACAACAACAUAUUGGUCAAAAUGGUCACCAUGUUGGUGGUGGCAACAAUAAUAGCAAUAACAACAACAACAACAACACAAACACCAACAAUGGCAAUGUAAAGACACAGUUUGAUUUGGUCUAUCCGACAACAACAGCUGCUGCAGGCCCAAACCGAUCGAGGAAUAUAGCUGAGACACUGAGACAGAUGAAGGACUGUGGCAAACAAUUCUUCAACCUCAUGGAGGAAAACAGCAACAACAUGGAUCGUUUGCAAAGGACACGAUAUGUUAAUGACCUAAAGGAGUUGCUACAUGGAAUGAUGGCGCAUUGUGAUCAAGUCUGA
Messenger RNA from Acytostelium subglobosum LB1, 2898 nucleotides. RefSeq lists its product as hypothetical. The record is from RefSeq and is a predicted model, not a curated record. Lineage: Eukaryota; Evosea; Eumycetozoa; Acytosteliales; Acytosteliaceae. Bases 1 to 2898 code for a protein of 965 amino acids. The transcript is spliced from 8 exons.